Molecule: messenger RNA, 1273 nt
Organism: Bombina bombina (fire-bellied toad)
Lineage: Eukaryota; Metazoa; Chordata; Amphibia; Anura; Bombinatoridae
Product: POU domain, class 4, transcription factor 1-like
Exons: 2
Coding region: 1-1122 (373 amino acids)
Source: RefSeq, a predicted model, not a curated record
AUGGCAGUCCCGGGUCUGAGUGGAAGUGUUGGACAGGAGACACGUCCUGCUGGGGGGAGUAAUCGGAUGGUUGGAGGGCUGCAAGUUGGGCAUGAGCCUCUGGGGAGAGGACAACAAGAUGUGAUGGGGGAGAUUUUCAGGUUGACUUCAAUUUUGGACCAAGGGGCGCAAGCGGCGUCCUCUGGGGUGGGGGAACAGCAGCAUACAGCACAGGUCAGCGCUGUGGGUUUGGAGUCAGGUCAUGCUGGUGUUGUGGGUAGAGGGAGGGUGAUUGGACAUGGGGCAGCAGCUGGAAACGAAGGGGGUGGUGGGAGGGGGCGGUUGGGAGUUGGGGUCACGGUAGGUGGUCAGCAAGGUAGUUCUGUAGUGGGAGGGGGUGGGGGUGGUGCCCGUUCCGCGAUCCGUGGUACUCCUGACUCUGUUUUGUUUCCACAGGUGAGCGGGGAUGCUGCUGUGGCAGUUUGCCAGGAGGCUAGGCGAGAGGUGCCUCAGAGGACUGGACCAGGCCAGGAGGCUCUUCCCCCGGCGGCGUCAGGAGCAGGUUUAAGAGCCCCUCCUUGUAGAGCGUGGCUAGUCGGCCACUCGUACGUUCACUGGGCGGCCAUUCAUGCUUUGAAUCGCCCGGGCGGCCAGCAGCUAGGAUUUCGUCCAGAUGCGGUUUCAAUUAGAUGGCUGGGAAAAAGGGGAAUGUUGUGGAGUGAUUUGCCGGGUCGUCUGGAGGAGGCCUUCCUUCGUUGGGGGAGACCUUCAUUGAUAGUGCUGCAUCUGGGUGGAAAUGAUGUGGGGAGUUUGCCUGUGCUGGAGUUGGUGAAAAUCAUUCAGUCGGAUGUGCGAUGGUUGAAAGUGCGUUUCCCUGGAGUGCGAGUGGCCUGGUCAAAUGUGAUUGCGCUCUUGCAGUGGCGUCAUGUGAGGGUGCACCGUUCAGCCUACCGUAUCCGGAAGAAGUUGAACAGAGAUGUGGGGAGGUUGAUCGUGGAGGAAGGUGGUUUUGUAAUCAGGCACGAUAACAUCUUGGGGGACUGCAAGCGGCUGUACAGGCCGGACGGGGUUCAUUUAACAGAGGAAGGCUUAGAGCUAUUCUUUGCUAAUUUAGCUGGCGCGUUGAGGCGGCAUGUCAGUUAGCUAUUCCCUAGGUGUGGUGGCAAGAGCUCCAUUAUGGGAGGCAGGUGUGUGGUAUCUCUUGUGGCGGGGUCCCGGCCGAAUAAUUUUUAUGGUUUCGGCGAGGGUGUGGUCGAGCUAAUGGGAGGGGCAUGAUGUUGCAGCAUGUAACGCC